AUGAAGUACCAGCAGUUCCGGGCCUUGAUGUUUGCAGUCACAGAGAUCAACAAGAAUCUGGUUCUCCUCCCCAACAUCACCCUUGGUUUCCACAUCUAUGACAAUCACCAGAUUGAGAUGAGGAUUUAUUUAACUAGUCUCUCCUUGCUCUCCACGCGAGGCCAAAUGGUUCCAGAAGAAUCUCACUUUCUCCAGCUCGGUCUUGGCUUUGAGUUCUCUCAGGGGGAGAAAUCAGUUUAUCCUUCCUUCUUCCGGGUUAAUCCCAGGGAAUUUCCUCAGAAUGUGGGUAUAGUCCAGCUGCUCCUGUAUUUCCAGUGGAACUGGGUUGGACUCUUGGUCUCUAAAGAUGACAGUGGAGAACGCUUUAUCUCAUCUCUGAUGCCGAUGCUGAAGGAGAAGGAGAUCUGCCUGGCCUUCACUAAAAGGUUGAAAUCAGAUGACCUUUCAAAUACAAUGCUCAGAUUCCUUUGGCUUUUGAAAUCUUCCUUUAAAAUUGAAGUGAUUGUCCUCUUUGGAGACUACAGAAUAAUUGCAACUUUGCAGGGUGCUCUGUAUUCUUAUGAACAAUGGAUAAAAACAUCGUAUGGCAAAGUCUGGGUAAUAACAUCCCACUGUGAACUUAGUGGGAUGGGAUCGCUAGACACCCUGGAAUAUAUGAAGCCCUUCCACGGGGCUUUGCAUUUUAGGGACCACACUGGGGAUGUCCCAGAAUUCAGCCACUUCCUCCUGUCUUUAGAUCCUUUCAACUCACAGGGUGACAUCUUUCUUCUGCAAUGGUGGGAAAGGGUCUUUGACUGCAAGUUCUACAAAGAAGGCAAAACCUCGAAUGUGGAAGACAAAACAUGCACGGGAAAGGAGAAUUUGCAGACUCUGCCAGCUUUCAUAUUUGAGACAAGCAUGACAGGUGACAGUUACAAUGUCUAUAAUGCCAUUUAUGCUCUGGCACAUGCAUUACAUGCAAUGUAUGGAUCAGGAAUGAGACCAGCCAUGAAGAGGUUUGGAAAGAGGAUCUCAAAUGUCCAAUCAUGGAAGGAGUCUCCACGUAACCUGUUUAGGAUGCCAGAUGCAGCCCACUGUGACCCUUGUCCAGAAGACCAAUACCCCUGCAAAGACAAGGACCAUUGCAUUGCCAAGAAGCUCCACUUCCUUUCCUAUCAAGAUACUCUGGGAUACAUUUUAGCUUCUUUAACACUUUCUCUCUGUGUGAUCAGUUUGGUGGUUCUGAUGAUUUUCCAUAAACAUCAUGACACACCAAUUGUCAAGGCCAACAACCGAGAUCUCAGCUACAUCCUCCUGGUCUCCCUUCUGUUCUGCUUUCUUUGUUCCUUUCUCUUCAUUAGUCGACCUGGGAAGUUCACUUGUCUUUUACGACAAACAGCCUUUUCCAUUCUGUUUUCCCUUGCAGUUUCUUCUAUAUUAGCAAAAACUGUCAUAGUGAUUCUAGCCUUCAUGGCUACCAAGCCAGGAAACAGGACAAGGAAACUCUUAGGAAAACCUCUGACCAACUCCAUAGGCUUUGGAUGCCCCCUGGUGCAAGCAGUUCUUUGUGCCAUUUGGCUGAUAAUAUCUCCACCAUUUCCGAACUUGGACUUCCACUCAUUGAUUGGAGAGAUCAUCUUAGAAUGUAAUGAAGGCUCAGCUUCAAUGUUUUACGCUGUCCUCGCCUACCUGGGUUUCCUGGCCUUGGUCAGUUUUACUGUGGCCUUUCUGGCUAGGAAAUUACCAGAUAGUUUCAAUGAAGCCAAGUUCAUUACUUUCAGCAUGCUGGUCUUUUGCAGUGUUUGGAUCUCCUUCCUUCCCACCUACCUGAGCACCAAAGGGAAGUCCAUAGUGGCUGUGGAGAUCUUCUCUAUCUUGGCCUCUGGGGCUGGUCUCUUGGCUUGCAUCUUUUUCCCCAAAUGCUACAUUAUCCUACUAAGACCCAAUCUGAAUUGUAGAGAGAAUAUAAUGAGGCAAAAGAACCUAUGA
Molecule: messenger RNA, 1968 nt
Organism: Thamnophis elegans (Western terrestrial garter snake)
Lineage: Eukaryota; Metazoa; Chordata; Lepidosauria; Squamata; Natricidae
Product: vomeronasal type-2 receptor 26-like
Exons: 4
Coding region: 1-1968 (655 amino acids)
Biological process (GO): G protein-coupled receptor signaling pathway
Cellular component (GO): membrane
Molecular function (GO): G protein-coupled receptor activity
Source: RefSeq, a predicted model, not a curated record